AUGUCCAAAAGAAUGAAAUCUCAUGAUAGUUCAAGUUCUUCGGCUCCAAAUGAUAAUACGUCUCCUUCAAAUGCUAGUGCGUCUCUGGCUCCUCCCAAUGUUACCGUGACUCCUUCAAAUGUUAGUGUGUCUCCGACUCCUUCAAAUGUUACCGUGACUCCUUCAAAUGCUAGUGUAUCUCUGACUCGAAGUGUCCCGUUAGAGGAAAAAGAAUUGAUUUACGAUGUUGAAAAACUUAAUCAUGAUCCUGCAAAAAGAGAUAGUAUAAUGAAAUAUCCUCCAAAUGAGCGAUAUGCAUCUAUUCUUGUUUCUCUUGAUAAUGCCACCGAGGUGACCAUCAAAGAAUAUGACAUUCGCUUGAAGGCUUCAAUUUCAUGUUUGCGUUAUCUACUGCGGCAAGGUUUGGGCUUUCGUGGACAUAGAGAAAAUAGUGAAUCCCUUAACAGAGGAAAUUUUCUUGAACUUUUGAAAUGGUUAAGGACACAUAACGAAGUUGUUUCAAAAGUGACUUUGGAAAAUGCUCCUAGAAAUUGUCAGUUGAUAUCUCCAACUAUUCAAAAGGAUAUUAUCAAUUGUUGUGCUAAAGAAACAACUAAGCGUAUUGUGGAAGAACUUGGUGUUGACUAUUUUGCUAUAUUAGCUGACGAAUCAAGUGAUGUGUCCCAAAAGGAACAAUUAUCUCUUUGCCUACGCUAUGUUCAAAGAAAAACAGGACAGGUAGUGGAAAGAUUCAUUGGUCUUGCUCAUGUUGGUGAUACCACAGCUUUAUCUCUUAGAAGUGCAAUCAUAUCAUUGCUUAUUGAACAUUCAUUGAGUCCAUCUAAGAUUCGAGGACAAGGAUAUGAUGGGGCUAGUAACAUGAAGAGUGAAAUACAUGGAUUGAAGACUUUGAUUAUGGAAGAUACUCCAAGUGCUUACUACGUCCACUGCUUCGCCCACCAACUUCAACUGACUCUUGUAGCCAUUGCAAAAACGAACAAUGAAUGUGCUUGGCUUUUUGAUACGAUUGCAAAUUUAUUAAAUGUUGUAGGAGUUUCUUGCAAGAGACGAGAAUUGAUGAAAUUCAAGCACAAAAACUUGCUCAAGCCUUGGAAAUUGAUGAACUUGAAACAGGGUCUAGAUUUGGAAGGUUGUUAUGUGCCUCAUGGAAGAUCAAAGCAUUUUGUUCAACAAGUUUCCUAUCGUCAUCAUUUUCGCAUUGAUGUGUUUAUAGAGAGUGACUUCUCUUCUUUUGACAAAGAAAGUGUACUCAAACUUGCAACAUUUUAUCCUUCUGAUUUUUCAAGCAUUGAUUUGAGGUCUCUUUCUUGUCAACUUGAUAUAUUCAUGGAGGAUAUGAGAAGAGAUAAUGACUUUCAGAAUUUGCAAGAUCUUAGUUCUCUUUCAAUGAAGCUUGUUGAAACAAAGAGGGAUGUGGCUUACCCCUUUGUCUUUUUGCUUAUCAAGUUGAUUUUGAUUCUUCUAGUUGCUACUGCAAGUGUAGAGAGAGUAUUUUCUGGAAUGACGUUUGUGAAUAAGUUGUGA
Salvia splendens (bonfire salvia) is the source of this 1524-nucleotide messenger RNA. RefSeq names its product zinc finger MYM-type protein 1-like. The coding region runs from base 1 to 1524 and encodes 507 amino acids. The transcript has 4 exons. The record is from RefSeq and is a predicted model, not a curated record. NCBI's taxonomy places the organism in Eukaryota, Viridiplantae, Streptophyta, Magnoliopsida, Lamiales, Lamiaceae.